AUGUUCACAAAUUGCAAUUCACAGCAUCCUACGGAAACUAUUUUUAUCCAUUCCAUUCAAAAAACGCUGGAGCAAACUUCUAUUAUUCGCGAAUCUUGGGGAGAGGAUCCAGGAAGAAUCUGGGACGACGAAUCGAUUCCGCAGCAACUGCAUCUAUCGCGAUUGCCCUCGGGAAGUCUGUCGUUGGAACCAGGGCAAAGGGCAAAAGUACCCUUUACCUUCUUCCCACACUAUCCACAAGUAGAGCUGACAGGAAAUAGAGAUGACGAUACGGCUGAUGAUACGGAAGCAAACGAUUCCAAAACAGGUGAAACACCUUCGACUGCGCAAACGUUUCCAGCAGCAUCUUCCUCGAUUUUUGAAUUGGACUGGAAGGAUAUGAUUGGGCCUGAACUCUUAAAUCAGAUAAAGGGCAAGGCGUAUGAUAACUUGGUUGCUUCGGUAAACUCUUUCAAGAAGGAUACAUUCCAACCAAGAGGCAAUUUGGACUGGAACGGUUCACCUGGUGGUGAUGAAUAUCAGGUUCGAACGACUUUAUUAUUAAAAACCUCACGAGGUGUUCAAAAAGUACCUCUGGCUGCAUCGAGUGUCCGGACCAAUCCGCAAGGAAUUCCAGAUACCAUUUACUUUCGUCACGAUACGGCAGCAGCGACUGCCGCUUCCGCUCGGCGAGAAUACCAUCAAGCCUGUGAUAUCUCAUCGAUACCACGAUCCGCUACACCAGCUGCUCAUUUGCUGUUUGCAAUCAACUUUGGCCUUACCCAAGGAAACAUGGGUGAUGCGAAUGACGAUACACCACAGCCACCGCAGAAAGACUGCUAUGACCUCUAUCUUUCGAAUCCAGACCCACAACAAGCUAAACGGAUCACCGAAAUCAUGGUAUCCCGACCCGAUCUCAUGAGUGUCGAAUUCGAUCCUAGGAGGAGGUUUUUUGAUUUGCUGGACGCCAGCGCAGAGCCCGUACAGCAUGGAAUUCCUCCUUCGCCCACAAUUCGACACUGGAGAUAUGCAAACCAAGCCAAAGUUGGGAACGGAUAUGGUGGCGGACCAAUGAUCUUACCACCUGAUUCCACUGAAAAUUACGUGGCCACGAUAUGUACGGUAGUGCAUGACGUAGGGACUAAUUUCGCCAAUUCGAAUGAUCCAGUUCCUUUUCUCCGAUCAUCAAGGGAAGACGAUUAUCUAUCCGAAGCUCCAGACUUUGGAAAUUUCGCGGCCUGUGAUCACCCAGACAAACACCGAAGUCUUGGCUUUGUCAAGCUUGAAACUGACGAAAGACCAAUCUACAUUGGACUCAAGCAAAUGAAGGACGACGUCUCUUUGCUGGCGCUUUCAACAGCAGCGGGUAACCCAAUACAAGGGCCCGCACCUAUGACAGAAUCCUGUUUACUGAAGGUGGAACCGGAAGAGCUCAAUUUUCAUUUGACGACCGAAAAAAAUACUGCAAUUGCACGUCUCCACGUUCGCAACAAAGCACCCUUUGCCAUUAAGGUCGUUCGAGUAGCUACGGGUAUCCGUUUGGACCGCAAAUGGAAGUCUCUGUUGGGAAAUAAUGUCACUGAAACUAUGGGGCUGAACAUCACAGCUAGGCUGAAAUAUUUUGUUGACGCGGAGGUGGACCAAGCGGAGGAGAUUUUUUGGGACUCACUGGCCGAAGUUCGAAAAGGGGAGACCUACAAUAAUAUGUUGGAGAUUAUUUGCAACCUGACAAGCGGUACAAUAGGAAUGCCAAUGGACACCUUGCACACUACGGGAUCAGUUGUCAUUCGAGGAACGACGAAACUUUUCAUUAGUCCGUACACAAACCCGUAUCGUCAGUAUCUAGAGUUACUGAAGAAAGAUAUGUUUGAAGACGAGCAUUUUCUGGUAGAAAUACCAUUCAACGUAACAGUCGAAAAUGGAAGGUUGCAUGCAAUGAUUGAAAGGUCAACACAUCCCUAUCCGCAAAUCUUUAGUCUGCAGCCAUGGGACAAGUCGGGAAAGAUGAUAUCUUCCCUUUUCUUUCCAUCCACGCGAUUCCAGGCUAUCGAGGACUCUGAGGCACCUUUGCCACCGCAGAAGUACAGAGGUGCUAAAGAAAUCAGCCACGAUUUGCUUCUCGUGGGUUCGAAAGCAGUGCCUCCGGGAAUCAAAAGAGUGGAGGUCCUGGAGGAAGAUAAACUUCCAAUUUCGAGCAAGUCUUCUUUGUGCAAUCGAUUCAAUGUAUCGAUUACUGACCCAUUCGAAACAGUUGCAUCAAAAGAUGCCAAUCUCAAGCAAGUCGGCUUUCUCUCCCUUCAGUACAAAUUCGCAAAGCAGAAAGGUGGAGGGAAAGAGAGGACCAGAAGAAAAGAUGAGAAUGAAAGUCGUGUGACAACAUGUUACCUCAACAUCAUCACAAGCCCUGUGAAUGCUGGAAACCACCAAAUUCCCCUCAUUAUUUUCCAUGGACAAUUGGAAGUAUCGGGUCAAUAUCCAAGGAAAAAAGAAGACGUGGGCACCGAAUUGAAAGAGGUUACAAGUGCGAUCCAUAAGGCUAAUAUUAUGUCAGCCGAAGAAUUAUUCUCUCGGCUGCGCAAUUCAGUGGUCGGAAAAGCCUAUUUGGAGGCUGUUGAAACCAUGGGCUUCGAAAAAGGUGCAAAAGGACUUCGAAAAUUUCUCCUACAAGCAUAUCUAAAGUCAUCAAAACUCGAGGAUUUGACAUUGAAAGCAAUAGUGAUGAAGAUUGGAGCUUUGGGGAGGAACGACGUGUCUAGGACACCGUUCUUCCUGACAAACCGCAAUCCUGUUCCUAUUUCAGUAACCAUCGACAGUGGUGACCUGGAAGGUAUGAGUUUGGUAUUGAGCAAAGACUCAGCGUCGGAACAGCACGGAGCGAACGAUGGAAAUAACAUACUCGGGCCGCUGCUAUUAUCUGAAGCUCAAAGUGAAAAUGUUGGGGAUGGCAGAUUUGAAGGGCACCCUGUGGAAGGGCUCCGUCAAUUCCUUUUGUCAAACGAAAAAGCGAGAUCAUUUGCUGCUCGGUUCGCCAAUCGCGACGCAGUAUCUUUCAAUGAAGCUGCUGGAGAAAAAGAAUCUCUUCUCCGUGCGUUGUACAGGUGCUAUUCAUCGACAGAGCUGCAUGGAUCGCAAAACAAGAAUGUACGACAUGGGAGAACGAACUGCACAGUGCUAGACUUCUCGUCCUUGGAUGGGCCGUUAAUGGUAUCAGCAGACAAAACAUUAGUCAGACAUUUGCAAACAUGCAGCAAGAAUGGUGUCAAUGAACCACAAGGCAAACCGAUCAUAUCAAUUCCACCGGGGGGCACGGCAAGAUUCGAAGUUGUUGUGACAGCGCCGUCAGCAGAAUUUCUCAAUACAGAUAUCACCAAAAUCAUGGCUUCCGGUCUAUCCUUGUCAACAAGUCUCGGCCAAGUCGUACCAAUUUUGAUCGCAUUUGAAGCCCUUCAAGGUCAAUUGUACGUGUCAGAAGAAGGUCAGGUGGAGGAUGAUCCUGUUGAUGCAAUUGUGAAAUCGGAAAUCGAAGACGAAAAGUUGACCGUCAUUGAGGUUCCUCUUGGACUUUACUGGGCUUCACAUGGCAAGAAUGUCGGAGAACAUUCGAUGCCCAAAAUACCGCCUGCCUACAUUGAAUCUUUCCUCCAUGCCAAAUCCCAAGGAAAUAUGUCCCUCCUCGAACACGAGGGAACUUCACUGCUGCUGAAAUCCACAUUCUCUCGGGAAGUCCGUCUCUUGGAAGUGGAGAGUUGCAACCCGUUGUUUCAAUUUGUUCAGUCGGGAAAUAGCACGACACACGCUGACGAAAGCAUCCAGAUUGGUCAGUUAUAUAGUGCGGUAUCUUGCUCUUCGGCCGAUGAUGAUGGCAACAUAUUCCCAUCGUAUUUCCAAUGUGCAUUAAAUUGGUUAGGAAGCAGGGACAGUCUGCAACCCUCUGGGUGCGGACAGGUUUCUUCUCAGUCCAAAAGCAGAGGAUACGAGGCUUUUGUUGACCCCUCGGGUCGGGGGGCUAAUCGCGUAAGCUUGGCCUUUGAACGUGUUUUGACACUUUUGAAAGACACAUACGUCGAAGAUCACACAAGGAAUGCAACGUUGCAAGAAGGGGAACUUCCAUCUGCAAGCGGCUCAAUGGGUUUCAAAUCUGGAAGAGCUCGUUCAGAUGGAAUAGUGACACCAUCUCUAGUCAGUGUAUUUGCCGAAGCUUGGGAUGCAUGGAGGGUGGCGGCAGGUUCUGGCCUUGACGUUUUGAGCUCCAGCCUCAGAGCCACAAUUGAAUACGAAGCUAUUUUAGGGGGAAGUGGUGUUCGCAAAGCAGCGACACAGAACCAAAGCCUUUCGUUGUAUAUGCACAACCUGGCAGUUCAAAGUGUAUUGAAUGCCCCAACGCUCUUUCGCGGCAGUCGAUCGUCCAAUCAUGGAGAGCACACUCCUUCAGUUAUGAAGCUUCCGCCAGUUCUGGUAGGUGAGAUCAUCGCUACUAUGAUUCCCCUUGAGAAUCCGACUGCAGUUCCGGUGAAAGUUCGGCUAGCAGCCCCUCCAAGACUUGGCGACCCGUUCAACAAGCUCGACCAGUCAGACAAAGACAAGAUUCGCACUCGCUUCCUUCAGUCACUUGUCCCUCCAUACGUUCAGAAUGGGAGGCUGGACCCCAAUGACAACACAAGUCCUCAUCACCUUUGGUGGGACGGAGGUGGGGCCUUUUUCAUGGACGACGGUUACGGAAAUUUGAUCAGAUCGAAUCAUAAUAUAACGCUAAGGGCCGGAAAAGGGGCGCUGGUUAGUUUGGUGAAUCCAUCCCUUCAUGCGAACAGUGCUUUCGUUGUCGGUUGUGGUGCGCGAUGUGGAAUCAGGGAACACAAUUCGAAGAUGUCAAGAGAGAAUGCUGGACCGCACGUUAGCAGCCCCAUUGGCGCUGCUGCUGCUUCAGGAAUAUCGCUGCUGGGGAAACAACACCUUUCUCAUUCACAGGCUCGAACGAUAGAUGAGCCAAAUGUUCAGUCCGGUGGCGUUCCAGGCAACGCAGGGCCAACUGCUUUUGCCAUUCCAUUUCCUGCUUUGGACGAAAUUGUAAUUCCACCUUUCGGAAAAGCAGAAGUUGGACCAAUACUAUUUCGGCCACCUGGAAAAUUCGGGGCUCUUGGGUGUGAAACUGUGGAACAGAGUGGCGCAUCUCAUUGGGGCAGUGCAACAGAAGAACAUUGCAAAAAGAAAAGCUUUGAAACCAUGAUUCUGCUAGAAAAUUCGCUUACUGGUCUUGAGAGAGUGGUACUUGAAGGACAAAGCUUGCAAGAUAGGCUCGAUUUUUUGGACCCUUUACCCAGCUUUGACGAGGAUGCGUUUGGAAAUAUUGAAAAUCGAAACGGUCGUUCUACACUAGUUUUCUCAGGAAGCAGCAAACCUGCGGACCCUAACGAAUCGGACAGUCCGCAGAGUCCAACAUCAGACAUCAAGGAAGUUGUGCUUCAAAACACGGGCGAUUUGGAGCAGUCUAUUCGUCGAAUUUAUUUAGCAGACACCAAGGACAAUCAUGAAUCAGACCCAUGUACAUUUGGGAGCUUCCGUUUACUGAAUUGCUGGGAUUCCCCCCAGCAGGGCUUUGUCGUCAAUGAUUGGGAUGUCGAUAAUCUACAUGCAGGUUUUAAACUUUCUCCUGGGGAAAGCAAGAAUUUUUUCAUUGAACAUAUCGCAGACUGCAAAAGAGAAGAAGAAUCCAUCCUCUUAAAUGUUGAGUACACUCAUGCUCCAGCCAGGACUGAUUCAAACGAUGGCCCCUUCAGAAGAAACCGCAGAAUGCGGAAACGCGAAAGCGAAUUACGGACAGCCAGUCUUGGUGUAGGCUACUUUAUGCCUGAGCAUGCAAUGCUAAGUUGUGUUCCAGCAAGAGUAGAUGGUAUUCGGGUUGUUCGUCAUCAGCAGCUUGCAUUCCCAGAGAAGGAUAAGACCGAAUUUCAGCUUCGUACGGAUUCAUCUCAUAAGAGGACACAUGGAGACAGCCACUAUAUGACCCGAAUAUGCGAUUGCAUCGUUUUGCUCAUAGCUUCUGCAUUGCUUGCCUACUCAUGGAUCACGAUGCCGUAUGAACUCGAGAAAGUCUUGGUGAUGUUUCUCCCUUCUCGAAUUGCGAACAAGCGCUUGACACCAAAACCAAAUACUGUUGAUCAGCGAUGGCUACCUGCCUACCGGUCCCUGUCAAGAAGUGAUUCGAUGCCGUCAGAGCUUGUAUCUAUAGGGUAUGAACAAAUGAGCCAAGGUAUCACUGAGCAAUAUAAGUAUAGUAAAAUGGAUCCACCAGAAAAAAUGGGCUUUGUCCGGGGCAGACUUGGGACUGCUACAAAAAAUGGCCAAUCUCAGAUGCUCAGUGAUACAUUAUUUCCCAAGCGGGAGAUUGAGUUUUCCAAGACUGGCGCCCCUCUCUUACCGCUCGGCUUGAAUUGGGGCACUGCAACUUCAAGAGGUAUAAUUACGCCUGAUGAGAUUGAUACGCCCAUGAAUAGAACCCAUAUGCUGUUAAUGGAAAGACAAACGGAGCAAGAAGAGUACAGCAGCUCGGAUUAUGAUGACGGAGCAAUUGAUAGCUUUGACAGUUUCGAUGGCUACGACGACGAUUACGAAGAAAAUAGUGAAGAUUCUCCCGAGGACAGCACAGCCGAGGAUGAGCCAACUGAUGACGACGAGGUAGCUGAUUAUGAUGAGGUAGCAGAAUUUUCAGUCCAAGAAACUGAAAAUUGGGAGGACGAUCAAGCGCAGCAAACGCCUGGAGAGAUUAACUUCGGUAGUGACAGCGAGGAAGGAGUCGUUGCCAACGAUGUCGCAGUUGGUGGAGCAGUAGAUGAUCUCCAAGACUUUCAACCUGUGUCGGAGUCUGUCAAGUUGAAAGAUCUCAUGACUGAAUCAGAGGCUGCAAAUUCAAAAGAUCUCAAGCCUGAAGUGGAAGCUGUCAACUCGAAAGAUCUCAAGACUGAAAGUGCCAUCUCCUCUCCUACCCAGAAAAAGAUUCACUCCGAGAAUAAAACUACCAACAAGCCGAAACAGCAGCAGCAACAACAACAGCCAAAACAGCAGCAGCAACGACAAGGAAAACAAGGAAACAAGAAAUCCGAGCAAAAGGCUUCCAAGACAACCACCAAGACCACUUCCCAUGAUGCAAAAAGCAAAGCAGACGGGAAAUUGGAGGCGGAGAACAAAAGUCGGGGCAAAAAGAAUGCUCGGAAAGGUGAAGCGAAAGAAUCUACCAAGUUCAUUUCAACUCCUAGUACUGGUACGGCAAAACAAGAAGGCAAGAUCGCUGAAAAAAAGGAUGGAAACAAGAAGGCGCAGAGUGCCUCUCCACAGACUUCAACAAAAGCUUAUGCCAAAGAUCGCGGCAAAUCUCAGAAUCAGUCGAAAAAGGCAGCCCGAGGAUCGUUUGAACGGGCAAGCGAUGGCCAAAGUGCUAGCAAGGAGUCGCAGAAAGACAAGCUUCCCAAGUCUGAAAAAGGAAGAAAGGAGCGAUCGAGUGACGCCGAACCCAAAGACAAGUCUAGCAAGUCUGAGAAAGGAAGGAAAGAGCGAUCGACGGAUACCGAACCCAAAGACAAGAUUACGAAGUCGGAAAAAGGAAGAAAGGAGCGAACAACUGAUACUGAACCCAAAGCAGAGAAGAUAUCCAAGCGUAAGAAGAAAAAGUCCAAAAAGGAACGACAGGAGGCCGCAACAGCAGCAGCAGCAACAUCAGACAACAAGGGAUCACCACUAAAGUCGCGAGAGAAGAAAGCAAAAGCCGUUGCUGCAGUUUCAGACGAGAAUGCCAAGGAACAAAUCGCAGUACCGUUGCUCCGCCCUCCACCUGGACUUGCUCCACCACCCGGUUUCCAGGCAGACAGCAGUGCUCCCAAUCAAGAUCCAUCUGCACUGCCUUCUACUUUGGGACCCAUGCUGGACUCUGUGUUGCCAUCUGAACGUUCUGGAACGGCUCUUUCUCCGGCGCUGGCAUUUCUGCAAGGCGAUGGCCAAAGCGAUAGCCAAAGCGAUAUAUUGUACAAUCGUCGUCGCGAUUUAGGAACCUCUAUCCCAAUUCUAGCGGAAGCAACUGCAAACCAACCACUUUUUAUAUCUACUGGUGCUGGGAUUGGUGUUGAUGGAAGCCAACAGCACCGACGCACCAGCUUGGAAACUGGCUUUAUCCCAGCACCAGCACCACCACCACCUGCACCCAUUGAUACGUCAGGAGACAAUGGGUUUGAUGUCAUGGAUUUCUUGGGUAGCAUUCUGAACGAAUCGGUUUCCGAACAAGAACGACCCUUGGAGUCGUCCUUUCGACAAGAUCCUUCCUUGUUGGCCAGGAAUUCCGCCAUCUAUAGCAAUCCUUGGGCUUCUGAAGGCCAGUCCCGAGCCUCUGCUUAUGGAAUUGCCUUUGAAGCGGAGAGUGAGGCCAGCCGUCAGUCUUCGAUUCUCGAUGCAGCUGUGUUGGACCAUCGACGCAGCAGUUCUGCCAGCCAAUCCAUGUUGACUCCCGAUUCUUCCAGCGGUCUGCACAACAUGACAGACGCUGUGGUAUCACCCGAGGCACUGAAUUUGGGGGUUGAUCCAGUGACUGGUCGAGCUAACACUAAUAUGGGCAGUUCAUCUAUGAUUUUGCCUGUUUCCGUUUUCCCAGCAACAGCUGCCGAGCAUCGACGAAACAGUAGUCAGGAGGAAGAAGAGUUGGUGGAUUCUUGGAUGCUGGCAGAAUAG
Cylindrotheca closterium is the source of this 8688-nucleotide messenger RNA. The record is from the annotation of a GenBank genome assembly. NCBI's taxonomy places the organism in Eukaryota, Bacillariophyta, Bacillariophyceae, Bacillariales, Bacillariaceae.